Messenger RNA from Olea europaea var. sylvestris, 1359 nucleotides. Its product is annotated as UPF0496 protein At1g20180-like. Bases 267 to 1340 code for a protein of 357 amino acids. The transcript is spliced from 2 exons. NCBI's taxonomy places the organism in Eukaryota, Viridiplantae, Streptophyta, Magnoliopsida, Lamiales, Oleaceae. The record is from RefSeq and is a predicted model, not a curated record.
CUCAGACCAACCUAAAAUCUUGCAGAAGUUUCUCUCUACACACGCAACAUCUAUAUAUAUAUAUAUAUACACGCACACACACACACAUAUAAGACACAGAAACCUUAAACUGUCUUCUGGUGGCUUAAAAAGGUUUGAUGAUAUAAAAGACAACCUAAGAAGUUGAAGUCAUUGUUUUGUUUCUUUGUGUGGCUUUGGAAGAAAGAAACUCAGUUUUAUACAUUCAAGUAUUUUUAUACGAUUGAGCGAUUGGUGAAGAAUUCAAGAUGUGGGCCAGAUUUAAAACCUCAAAGAUCAAAAAAGACAAGAAACAAGGAUUGAAAGAAUAUCACAAAAGUCUCAAUGUCAAUGAAGAGUAUCUUGGUGCAUUUAGAACAAAAUCCUAUGGGGAUUUCUUCAUGAAAGCUCAAUUACUAAUAAAUGAACCCUCAUUACGAGCUAAUCACUGCCAUAAUGGUUUCUUAGAAAUUCUUGACCCUGGCCAUGAAACUAUAGCACAAGUUCUUGAAUCAGCAAUCCUUUCGAGAAAGUCGAAUCUCAAAUCCCUUCUCUUCAAUUACUUCGAUAUGAGUGCCGAAGCCUCGAAAUUCUGCAGCCAACUUCUCAAAAGCAUAAAUCAAGUUCAAGCUGACUACAAAUCUAUUUAUCAAAUUAUUGACACCAUUGAUGAUUAUUCUUCGGAGAAAUUUCACUUAGUCGUGUCUAAACUCUGUUCAUGCAUCCUUAAUCUCAAAAAACAAGAUUUCAAGCGCAUCCACGAAAAGUACACAUCAAUUCUUCAGCAACUUAAGUCAAGGCGAAAAAUGGUGACAAGGAAGAUUAAAUUGAUAAAAUGGUUCAACAAGGCAUUCGGGGUAUGUGUGACAUUAGCCUGUGGAGUGGUUGCUGUAGCUGUCAUGGUUCUAGCGGCGCAUACUCUAACCGCGUUACUUAUGGGGCCUGUGAUAUUCAGCUUACCCAUGAAGCCAUUAAAGAAAAAACUUCUUGAUAUCCAAUUCUUCAAGUAUGGAUUCCUAAGGAAAAGUGGAGAACAACUUGAUGCGGCUGCCAAGGGUACUUAUAUUUUGAACAUAGAAUUUGACACUAUGAGUCGACUCAUGGUUCGAAUUCAAGACGAGAUUGAACAUAACAAAGCAAUGAUUCAGUUCUGUUUGGAUAGGAGGGAAGAUAAGUUUUCUUUCCAAGUAUUGAAGGACCUUAAAAAGGGUGAAUUUGAGUUCAAGAAACAAGUGCAAGAGCUUGAAGAGCAUGUGUAUUUAUGUCUUGUCACAAUUAAUCGAGCUAGAGCUUUGGUGAUUAAGGAAAUUGCAAAAUCUUGUAUAAAAAAUUCAAUGCACUAGGCAUUUUUUAUGCAUUGUA